AUGAAAAACUUGGUCGAUAUGGGGCUGAGUUUAACUGACGUAGGCCUCUCUACCUAUACCCCCGUGAUAUUCUGCAGGCCAGGAGACCCACUAUUUAGAGAUUCUUUGGAUAUAUUUCGACACGCACUCGACAAUGACGGAUUUUAUGAUGAGAUUGAGUGUUUUUUUGACUCCGAGAACUACAUGAAACCGCUGAGAAAUCUACCGAUAAUCGUAUGGAGUAUACCAGGAGCUCUCGAGGUGAUGCUCAUGAAGGGACCGAUAGGAUUGGGGUCUUAUUACCAAUUGCCGCCAGAAAAACGAUUUUGUCGUUUGGAUUGGGAGAAUGUCGACCCCCGACUUUUGCUCGAAGAUUUGCGUAAAGGCGGCAAUCUAGAUCCUGCGGCUUUUCGAGUGAUCUUUGGGAUAUCUUGGUCGAGCUCACUUACUCGAUUGGCUAGUGCAUACUUCAGGGGUUUCACCCGGAAGUUGAGGACAAAGCACACGGAAGAAGAAGUCAUGUUUUGGGAUUCCUGGCGAGAGAUUGCUCGAUGGAGCUUCAGGGGAUUAUCUGUCAAAGACCUCUGCAGAAAAGAAGAGCCUUGGUUUGGCGGCCUGACUGAAGCGACACCAACCAUUUCAGGGAUGCUUUUGUUCGAUGAUUGCACCCCGUUUCUUUGGGGAAUACCAGGCUCAAAGCCGCGCUGGCUGUCAAAGGCGUUGCUGAGCUGGCUGGAGGACGCGCAAUCCUCCGGGACAGACCUAGUCGAGUAUGGCAGGCGGGAGCUGGAGUUGUAUCUUGCUGAUAACACAUUACGGCAUCAACGGUGGUUUCGUCCAGAUCUCUUUGUGGACGGCCGCUUUAUGCGCCAGGAUUUGGGUAUGAGGCUUGUUUCUUUUACAUAUGGCCCGGAACCGCAAGACUGGAAGCUAAUAUGGGAUCUCGACGCGUGGGAGUAUGCCGGAGACUUUUGGGAGCAGAUAGAAAACCCGCCUUUGCACAUUCCUGGCGCAUGGGUUGAGGAUUAG
Messenger RNA from Colletotrichum destructivum, 1008 nucleotides. RefSeq lists its product as uncharacterized. Bases 1 to 1008 code for a protein of 335 amino acids. The record is from RefSeq and is a predicted model, not a curated record. The transcript has a single exon. NCBI's taxonomy places the organism in Eukaryota, Fungi, Ascomycota, Sordariomycetes, Glomerellales, Glomerellaceae.